GCGCUAUGGAUGAUUAAAUGGACGGCCGAUCACGUGCCUGCAGACUUACGAUGGCAGGUGUUUUUCGAAUUUAAUAUUUGGAUGUUGAAUCAAUUAAGUGGACGUGUUCCGUUUACAAUAUUUGAAUUCUUAAUGGAUGUCGACCUCGUGGCGUUUCAACAAAGUCUAGUAGGAUUGCUGGACUACUACUUGGACCUUGCAAAUAAUUAUAUUCAAGAUAACACCUCAUUAGAAAAAUAUGUGGGUGAACGAAUAAUUAUAUCUCAUCUACUUAGUCUUACGAUCCAAUAUCCUGAACUUACAAAGGUGAAACAAUACCUCUUUGGGAUGCAAUUUUCUGGCUGGCUAUUGGCUUGGUUAACAAAUGAUACGCCAAAUGUUGUACCUCAUGUACUUCCUAUAUGCUUGUUACUGGAUAGUUUAGCUAAUGAACAAUACGUUGUUAAUGACGAUAAUAUAGAUCAUACCGAGUUGACUUAUUUGAAUAAUGUUAUUAGUACAAGAUGUACUUACAUUAUUCAACAGAUGACAAAUGUGAUUGAUGAGUGUGUCAUGGAUUUUCAUUUCAAUUCUAAAAAGGAGUCAUAUUUGAAUGCGUUCAUAGAAAAUCAUUUUUUAUCACAAUCUUCAACUACGCACCUGUCAAAUUGGAUUGAACAAUCUGAACAUUCAGUUGUUGCUCCCCAUAACUUUUUCGAUCUUAAUCAUGUAUUAACCAUGCUUUCGUAUCGUUGGGGUACCGAAUAUGAACAUUUUUGGCUGGUGAUGCUUAAGUGCAUCGGAUUGACCACAAAGCAAAAUGCUAUAACAACUAUCGUAGAGCUUUUACCCAUAAUUGACUAUUCAUCGAUACCAUUAGAUGAUGAAAAAAUUGUGAGUAGAAUUAAUAUUUCUAGAGAAUUGAUUACCACAUUAGAGCUUAAAUGGAAAGACGCUAUUAG
Messenger RNA from Racocetra persica, 941 nucleotides. NCBI's taxonomy places the organism in Eukaryota, Fungi, Glomeromycota, Glomeromycetes, Diversisporales, Gigasporaceae. The record is from the annotation of a GenBank genome assembly.